CCUUGAUCCGCAAUCCGCCUUUUCCAAACCACCCGUACGCGGCGUCCCUGCAAACGCCCAGCUUUGUCAGUGAUUUGAGUGGCGAGUCGGACAGGAACAAAGGCGAGAGCCGGAGUAUUCUGCAGGAACACCGGGGCCAAAAAAAUGGUGGUGCUUUCCAAAGAGUAUGGGUUUGUGGUGCUGACUGGCACUGCCAGCUUUGCCAUGGUCACUUACCUUGCCCUCAAAGUUUCAGCAGCGCGCAAAAAGUACCAAGUGGAGUACCCUGUAAUGUACAGUGAUGAUCCAGAAAAUGGACAUUUGUUCAACUGUAUCCAACGAGCUCACCAGAACACACUAGAAGCAUAUCCGGCAUUCCUGUUCUUUCUGGCAGUUGGCGGAAUACAUUAUCCACGACUGGCGAGUACACUUGGAGGAAUUUGGAUAAUUGGAAGACUUGUUUAUGCACAUGGUUAUUCCACUGGAGAUCCUAGUAAGAGAAGAUAUGGUGACUUUGGUUCAAUAGCACUGCUGGGCCUCAUGGGGACUGCAGUGUCAUUUGGAUUUCAGCAACUGGGAUGGCAAAGAUCUUGCUAUGGGAGACCUAUGAAAGUCAAUUUAUAACCGUGAUGAGUGUAUACUCUAUUAGCAAAAUCGCUUGGCAGUAACUUUAUCUCUAAUAGCAAUCAGUUGCUUCUGACGUUUGUAUAGUGAACUUUUUUUUUAUAAAAUGAGAAUAAAGUUCUUGCAUGUGGUAA
Stegostoma tigrinum is the source of this 737-nucleotide messenger RNA. RefSeq names its product microsomal glutathione S-transferase 3a (gene mgst3a). NCBI's taxonomy places the organism in Eukaryota, Metazoa, Chordata, Chondrichthyes, Orectolobiformes, Stegostomatidae. Bases 145 to 603 code for a protein of 152 amino acids. Gene Ontology annotation, cellular component: membrane; nuclear envelope; endoplasmic reticulum. The transcript is spliced from 6 exons. Gene Ontology annotation, molecular function: glutathione peroxidase activity; glutathione transferase activity. The record is from RefSeq and is a predicted model, not a curated record.